Messenger RNA from Didymodactylos carnosus, 3804 nucleotides. NCBI's taxonomy places the organism in Eukaryota, Metazoa, Rotifera, Eurotatoria, Philodinida, Philodinidae. The record is from the annotation of a GenBank genome assembly.
UCUUUUGGAAUUUUUGUUUGUCUGCUAAACGGUACACUACUAAAUCAAAUGGUUUAGCAGCUGCAGCGUAACCUAAUUUGGUUUUAUAUAUCUCGAUGCAAAACCUUGUUGUGUACACAGUAAUAGACUACGGAAAGUCUGUGUCUACGAGCGUUUUUGAUGAACAAGUUUUUGAAAUCUCUCAACCAAGUUGAUAUCCACUUUUUCCUAUUUCAGCGAAAGGACGUCUAGAAUCGAAUGAAGACAUCGAUGUACAAAUAAUUACUUUUUAACAAAUUUACCAUCACGCAGGACGUCUUGACUAGUGUCAAGACAAUAAUACGUCCGGACGUAUGGGAAAAUUUUGCGCCGGUCUUGCGACGAGUAGCACGUCAUGCUCGACUUUUGGACACCCCGUUCUGUCUACUCCUCUGGUUCAGCAUCCGUCGUACGUCAAGACUUUUAGUCCUGACACUUUAAAAAAGAAAUUCCAAAUGCAGACUAGUCUGGACGGGUUGGUCGGACACUUCGGACUUUUUGUAUAUUCACCGACGAAGUCGAAAAUAUUGCAAGUCACCGAAUCAGCGUAUUUGUCUACCGAAUUGAAUGCGCAAUUAUUCAGUAAGCCUUUUUUUAGCUCUAUCAGUUCACGAAAAUCAGUUGUUACCGGGAACGUUACGAACUUUUUUAUUUAAUAGUCAUGUGAAGAACUAUUUUGUGAUGGUCGAUCAUUAAGUAGAAAAGUUUCACCAAUUCUUUUGUGAGUAAAUUUCUUUGGCAAGACAAAUAAUCAUCUCCUUUAACAGCAAAUGUGAAUGAAGAAUCAGUUGACCAUCAUCAUUUGGGGAAUAGUAAAACAUGAAGACACCCACAGACAGCACACGGACACCCAUAGAUGUCUGGAAUAUAUACGUCGGACGUCAACGAAAUAAUUCGGUUAUUUGAUAUUCAGUGGCGGUCACCCAUUCGCUUACCAAUCGUUGUCUUGACACGUAGAAAGGGCCAGUUCAAGUUUCCAAGCUUUUCUGUAACGAAAAAGUGAUUGUAAAACAAAAUUUAUUUAGUACAAACUUACAAAAACAAGCAGCCACUUGUAGACAAGUAACCGUUUGAUCUUGGUUAUAGACCUACGUAAUGUUUUCGGCUCAUUAAGUAUCAUUGCAUUCAGCUUACUUUACUCGUCGUUUCGGUCUAAACGAUUGCGGUUCGUCCAUAAACAAGUGAGUUUCAUAGUCCAUUUAUAUUAGUGGAAAUAUGAAGUUGUGCAAUGCGACAGUAGAAAAACCUACAAUUCUUUUUCUUCUGCAGAGGAAAAGAAUUGAAAGUGAACGACAGUUCAUGUUGACUGUGAGAGACAUACGUGAAUCUUGUGACAAUGUUUCCGUUACGAUGAUAAAUCAGGAACGUAGUGAAGCUGAAAGAACCCAGUUGUGAAUAUUUUCAGGCAAAACUAAAAAGUUCAUAAAUUCGGUUAAAAUCAAUCCGUGCUACUUCAAAAGAUCAAGAUAAACUCGACUUUAUCUGCGCAAUGUGAUUCUGUAUUUAAAACGAGUAAAAAUUAUUAUGGGUAAUAGUAAAACAUGAAGACAUCCGCAGACAACACACAGACAGCUACACAGACAUCCAUGGGUGUCCGUGUAACUGUGGUUGUAUGUGUGCUGUCUGUGGAUGUCUGUGUGUUGUCUGUGGGUGUCUGCGGAUGUCUUCAUGUUUUACUAUUACCCAUAAUAAUUUUUACUCGUUUUAAAUACAGAAUCAUAUUGCGCAGAUAAAGUCGAGUUUAUCUUGAUCUUUUGAAGUAGCACGGAUUGAUUUUAACCGAAUUUAUGAACUUUUUAGUUUUGCCUAAAAAUUCUUGUUGUAUCAAAGAAUAUGAAUACUCUUAUGUCAAAGAUACAUGAUGAUCCAGUUACGAGACCUUCGUUUAUCUAAAAUAUAAGUAUUAUGACAACAUGUGCAGUGUUAGCGGGAUUGUCUGAUAUGAGAAUCUUGAGAUCUGUUUAAGUCACUAACGAAGAAAAAGUCUAUGCAGAUCGUUUCAAAAUAAAUGGAAUAACCUGUAAAUACACCGACAUUUCCGCAAGUGACAGUUCUACAGAUUUUUUGAAAAUAGAAAUUAAGAAAACUGUUAUGUUUGAAACACACUAUCAGAAUAAAACAUACGAUGUUAUAUGCGAACCUAUUUACUAUUACAUCUUUCAAUUCAGUCCAUUUUGAAGUAAUGCCAUUAGUCUCCUAGUGCAUCAUGCAACUGUUUUUAGUAUGAAACUACUUUUCGAACUCACAUUGCUUUCAAAACCCCCCACCCUCCCGCCGUAUACACCCAUUCUCUACGCACUUAUGAAAAACUUUUCAAGUAUGUCUGUGCUGAAAAAUAUCUAAAUUUCUAUUCUGAAAAUAUUGGCGGAGGAGUCGUGUCACGACUAUAACCGACAAGGCUGUAGCGGCAGUGCUCCUUCAGAAAUCCUUGUUAUUUUUUUACAAACGAGCGCCUCCUCUUAUGUCAGAAUCAAUCAAACAAUCAAUAUAUUUACUUAUUGUCAUAAUCAUGACAGAAAGCUAGCAAGAACUUAUAAACGUUAUUCCUUAUUAGAUUUUAUAAUGAAAAAUUAAAAAAUUAAUAUACAACAUGUAUUAAAUAAUAAAAGAGAACUUAUUAAUAGUUUCUCGAAGUUUUUUUCUGAUUCUACGUAGUUUUCUAAGAAAACCACGUGAAAAAAAACUGACUAAAAUAAAACAUCGGAACAGGAUAACAAAAAGAAGAAAAAUGAAACUGUACCGCAAACAAAUGAAUCAUCAUUUGACGGUUGAAAAUAGAAUUUAUUGUUCCGUUUUAUGUUAGUAAAAACCAACAACUGAAAACAGUUGAAAAUGAUUUGAAUCAUUUUACAUUAAUAGUGAGAACAUUCUAAUUUUCAACGUCGAAGUUUCAUUUUUGAAUUUCUUCUUAUACACUGACAAGUCAUGUUUUUCUAGUAGUUGAAACGUGAAAUGGCUAGCAAUAGAAACAAUUUAUUUGAAACCAUAUUCAACCGACUUUGUUUAUUUAUUUAUUCUUCUUACAAUGAUCAAUCAAUGAAAUGUAUUUUAUCACUUUUAAUUCAUUUUUUACAUUUUGGCAGUUGUUGUUUUUCUCCUACAGAUUUCAUUUGGCUGGGACAACGAAUCAAAUUAUUGCGAUAAGUAAAUAAAUCUGACAUUGAAAUGACAACAACAAUAAUUACAUUAAAUCAAGAUCAAAAUAUAUUUUUAAUAUGGUUUGAUAAUAAUAUUGAUAUAAAAAUACAAAAUGAAUUAAAGCAUUUGCAUGAUCAUUUUCUGCUAUGUUCAACAUUCGAUGAGAUGAAUAUGAUUGAUAAGAUAGAAAAUAAUAUAAUUAUUCUCAUUGUUUCGGACAAUAUUCUCGUUAUACAUUACAAUCAUUCCAUAAUAAUGAUAAAAUUGAUUCAUUUUAUAUAUUUUUGUAUAAAUAGAGAUUUGUAUAAAGAUUUAAUAUAUUCAAAUUUAAUUGGUAUUUAUACCGAGUAUAUUCUACUAUAUCAGGCUGUAGACAAACGAGUGCACUCAUUAAUAAAACACUUUUCAAUAUUUAAAAUAUAUUAACAAACAAAUAAAUCUAUUCGUGAUUUAGAACAAGAAUCUGUAAAUUAUUUACAAUAUCAUUUAUUACGUGAUACAUUAUUGAAUAUGGUUACACGUACAGAAGAAUCAAAACAAGAAAUGGUUGAUUAUUGUCGAAUUUAUUUCCAUGGACAAUGUAAACGAUUAGAACAAAUUAAUGAACUUGAAACGACUUAUCAGUCGUCUAAUACUAUUCUAUGGUAG